Camelina sativa (false flax) is the source of this 1197-nucleotide messenger RNA. The record is from RefSeq and is a predicted model, not a curated record. NCBI's taxonomy places the organism in Eukaryota, Viridiplantae, Streptophyta, Magnoliopsida, Brassicales, Brassicaceae.
AUGAUGAAGGAGAGAGGAAACAUACGGGAUCUUCCCGACGAUUUGGUAGUGGAGAUACUCUCUAGGGUUCCAGUGGUGUCUUUGGUACGGUUACGAUCUACAUCCAAAACAUGGAACGUUCUGAUCAAAGAUGGGCGGAUUUCUAAGAAACACGAUGAUAAUGCACCAAGACCAAGGCACUCUCUGAUUAUCAUGUUGAUUGAUUUUAGGCUUUAUUUGGUGAGCGUCGAUCUUCAUUCAAAUUACAAUAACAAAGUAAAGAUAGCAAGUCAAUUUAGCCUAAAAGAUCCAGUUUAUGCUUCUUUAAAAGAAGUUGAUAUACGCCACGUCUUUCAUUGCGACGGCUUAUUGCUUUGUACCACCCUAUACAAUAGACUAGUUGUUUGGAAUCUUUGUUCAAAUGAAACUAAGUGGAUCCAACCAAGACAUUUCUUCAAGGAAUCCGAUAUCUUUGCUCUCGGUAAAUCCUCAUGCAAAAAGUACAAAAUCUUGAGAAUUAAUCAGUCUGAUUGUAUUAGCGGGUCAGUAUCAAUACUUGACUGCGAGAUCUAUGACUUUACCUCUAAUUCUUGGAGAGUUGUUGGUAAGACUAGAAGCUGGUUCAUACCAGAGUGGAAGGGCUGUCGUAAUGGUAUGUCUGUGAAUGGAAAUACUUACUGGCUUGCUGCUUUGACUAAACACUGGACAGAUUUUAUACUUAGGUUUGAUUUUUCAACGGAGAGAUUUGUAAGUGUCUCUCUUCCGAUUGAUGAUGAUCAUCUUAUCUCUUUAUCAGUGACUAGAGAAGAUCAAAAACUUUGUAUUUUAGCUACUCGGGCUGUGGAGUCAUCCAUUGGAGAUGUAUGGAUUGCAACUAAGAUUGAGAGUACCGGAGCCGCGUCAUGGAGCAAGUUUCUAUCACUCAAUUCGGUUUACCGGCCUUUUAGCUUUGAUAGUGGGUUGAAUUUCUUGGUCGACAAGGAGAACAAAGUUUUAGUGUGUCGCGGUAAAAAUGGGAUCUCCGACUAUUUCUUACACGUUGUGGGAGAGGACAAUAAAUGUAUACAAGUGGAUCAUCAUGAUGCAGAAUCUACAUGCUCACUUGUCUUCAGUUAUGUUCCAACUUUGGUUCAAAUCCAAUAAGGUUCAUAGUUCUUGGAGUGAGGCAAAAAGGAAGUACAAGAGCUAGUAAUCUAUAACUGUCUCACUAAGUUAUGU